Molecule: messenger RNA, 568 nt
Organism: Drosophila kikkawai
Lineage: Eukaryota; Metazoa; Arthropoda; Insecta; Diptera; Drosophilidae
Product: Golgi-associated plant pathogenesis-related protein 1
Cellular component (GO): extracellular region
Source: RefSeq, a predicted model, not a curated record
GUGCCAGCGCCAGCGCAGAAUUUUUUUUUAAAUUUAAAUAAACGAUAAAAAAUUAAGUGAAUUUUAACGAAGUGUCAAGCCGAAAUUAAGGAAAACAGCAAAAUGAGUGUUCAACAAUUUGAGCGUGAAGUUCUUGAUGCCCACAAUAAAUAUCGGGCUAUGCACGGUGCCAAGCCUUUGACGCUUAAUCCCAAACUGAAUCAAUUGGCCACUGAAUGGGCCAAGUAUUUGCUGGCCAGAAAUUGCAUGCAACAUCGCCCAAAUAGCGGCUAUGGCGAGAAUAUAUACAUGGCUUCCGGUGGCAAUCUAGGAGGCGCCGAUGCAGUUAGAUCCUGGUACGAAGAAGUCUCUGAAUACCAAUGGCACUCUCCCUCAUUCCAAUUCAAUACUGGGCACUUCACUCAGGUGGUGUGGAAGGGCUCUAUAGAGCUGGGAGUCGGGUUUGCCAAAAGGGGAAGUACCAUUUUUGUGGUGUGCAACUAUAAUCCGCCAGGCAACUACAACAAUAUGUUCCGCGAGAAUGUAGCCCCGCGAAGUCGCUGAAUAAUAGUGCUAGUUUAUAAAAGAA